AUGCCACCAGAGCGGUACGCUGUCCAGCACCUCUACAUCGCUCCGUCGUGCCCCGUCGUAGCCAUGGGACAGUCGGAUGGGGUAGCCGCCGCCCCCAAGGAGCCAGAUCUGGCGCCGAAGCUCCCAUGGACAGCAGCGGCAGGUUCCCCGGGCGACCAGCCCCCCGUGUCUCUGCAUCGUCCGCGCCGCUGCACUGUGCCACCGCUGGACGCACGCGAGUCUCCUCCGCCCGCGCCGCCGCACUGUGCCACCGCAGGUCGCGCGCGAAUCCCUGCCGCCAGAUCACGCCCUGCGCCGCCACGCCCGGACAAGAGGAAGGGAAACACCGUCCCUGCCGCCACCGCACGGGCUUUGCUCGGGGAUGCCCUCAGGUGGCGGCUGAAGGAGAAUGGGGAUGAGUGGUGGAGGAGUCGACAUCGGCUAGGAUAA
This is a messenger RNA of Triticum turgidum subsp. durum (durum wheat), 429 nucleotides long. Lineage: Eukaryota; Viridiplantae; Streptophyta; Magnoliopsida; Poales; Poaceae. The record is from the annotation of a GenBank genome assembly.